Molecule: messenger RNA, 621 nt
Organism: Moneuplotes crassus
Lineage: Eukaryota; Ciliophora; Spirotrichea; Euplotida; Euplotidae
Source: the annotation of a GenBank genome assembly
AAAUGAAUAAAAACAACUUGUUAAGAGUCCAACCCCAGGACUGUGAUAUCCCAGAAUAUGUAUCAGAUGAGCAUCAUUCUGCAAAGGAUUAUCACUCCGUGGAGAAAAGAGAAAGCCAACUGAUCGUUAACAAAGGUCAGGCUAGAAACUUUAAUUCAAAGAAAAAUUGAAGUAUGCAUCCAAAACUUCUUUUUGAUGAUCUGAGCGUCGGCAAAUUCACGCCAGAACGAAAAGAAGGACAAGACUGCUUCAUCUUUCCAGAAUCAUCAAAACGUAAUGCAAAUUCAUUCCAACCAGGAAAUAACCAUUUCAAUGCAAAAUUUGAUGAAGAGGUAAAAACGUUACAAAAUGCUCAGACGGUCAGGCCAAUGAGAAAAGAUAAACCUUUAUUCGACGAACUAGAUUCAUGAAUUUCAGGUUGAAGUUUUCAAAAGGAACUUUCACGAUUUCCCAAUAAAAAGCCUAGAGCGAGUGAGAAGGACCUAAGAAUCAUUAGAAGGCACAUUGAUUUGAGGAAUAGCUCUUCCCAAAUCCUUGCAAAUAUCGAUGCUAUCAAAGAGAUCAUCGAUGAGAGCGAUUAACCUAAUAUCUAGCUUACUUUGUAAUAAUUUUUUUUGAUUC